AUGGAAGUUAUUAAACCCAAAACAAACUAUACUAAAGAUAGUGAGGAAAUAAACCUUUUUUUUGAGAAAUAUCAAGAUGCACAACAGAAUAGCAUGGAAUUAGAAGUGGAAAAUAUGGAUGUUGACGUGGAAACCGUACAUCCUUCAAAAUAUAUUCAAAAGCUUAGGGCAGUAGCGAAUCGAGAGGGUGAUAAAAUUAUUUUUGAGCUGGAUGAUAUUCAAGCAUUUGAAGAUGAUGGAAAUGUUACCAAUGGUUUGGUUCGCAAAAUUAUGACUAACACUUGGCGUUAUAUUGAAUUAAUUUAUCGAAUUUGUGAUAAAUUAAUGCCUGUACCUAUGAACCCCAUUGGUCACAUGGAUGAUGUUUUGGAUGUUAUCAUGCAACAUAGAAAGGAUAAAGAUCAAAGUAGAGUACCCGAAGAUAGAACACGCUUUCCAUCUGCUUUAACGAGAAGAUAUUCACUGUAUUUGAAACCAUUAAACUCUGAAAAAACACUGGCUAUUCGUGAAGUAAAUGGUUCUAACGUAGGUCAUUUGGUAACAGUCAAAGGAAUUAUCACACGAGUCAGUGAUGUUAAACCUUUCUUAUUAGUUGCGGGAUAUUCAUGUGAAAUGUGUGGUGAUGAAGUGUUUCAAGAGGUCACCAAAAAGAAUAUUACACCACUUAUGAUGUGUCCUUCCGAGAAAUGUCAGAAAAAUAAUGUGAAAGGAAAAUUAUAUAUGCAAACUCGAACAUGCAAAUUUGUCCCAUUUCAAGAAGUUAAAAUGCAAGAAUUGGUAAAUAAAAUUUUAUAA
This is a messenger RNA of Funneliformis geosporum, 795 nucleotides long. NCBI's taxonomy places the organism in Eukaryota, Fungi, Glomeromycota, Glomeromycetes, Glomerales, Glomeraceae. The record is from the annotation of a GenBank genome assembly.